UUGAGAGCACUCAAUCUCAACGACAUAGUUGAUGAAUUAGAGCGAUGUGAGGAUGAUGAUUUGUUGCCAACUCAAAUUACAAUUUUUCUACCUGAGAACGCUAAUGCCGACGUCACAGAUGAGGAUUCUGAAGAUGAAGAAUUUGUUGCAUUGCAAAAUCUACCAGGCUCUCAACUACGAGCUCCAGCCGAGGUCACUUUUCAUAUGAGUUCCGACGAAGAAGAUGAUGUACCUUUGUCAAGUUUGUCAAAAAGAAGACGCACGAUGGAUUUGACUUUAGAAGAUAGUGACGUCGUACCUUCUUGUAGUUCAGAUGUGUCAACUAAUUCUACAUUUGUUCAGCCUACAGUUCCCCGAAACCAAACCUAUAGAUGGAAGAAUCGUCAUAUUCCAAACCAUUUCAAUCAAUGGAAUGACGAACAAGGUCCAAAAAACUUACAAUCACCCUUAUAUUAUUUCGACUGCUUGUUCAACAACAAUGUUAUUGAAUUACUAGUGCGAUAUACCAAUUUGUAUGCAGGACAGAGAAAUAAAGUGGGCAAAGUAACUGUUUCUGAAAUGAAGUGUUUCUUGGGCAUUCUUAUGUACAGCGGCAUAGACGAGGCUAUGGUUCCAUACUAUGGACGUCACAGUUGCAAACAGUUUAUACGUGGCAAACCAAUUCGUUGGGGAUAUAAACUGUGGGUUGGUGCUACAAGAUUAGGCUACGUGAUUUGGUUUGAUCCUUACCAGGGAAAAUCUUCAACCAUUGCAGAAGGUUACAAACAGUUUGGUCUAGGUGGGAGUGUGAUUUUGGAGUUUGCUGAUGUUCUACAAGGUCGUGAUCCAACAUUGCCAUUUAAUUUAUUCUUCGACAAUUAUUUUUCCUCUAUUCCUCUACUGCAUGAACUUAGUAAUAGAGGUCUGAGAGCCACUGGAACUAUUCGUGAAAACAGAACGUCCAAGUGUCCUCUCGAGUCUAACAAAGAUUUCAAAAAUACUGAUAGAGGUUCAUUUGAAUUCAAAUCCAGUUUGCCUACCAAUAUUUUGGUUUACAAGUGGAAUGACAAUAGUGUCGUUACUGUUGCCUAG
Messenger RNA from Parnassius apollo (apollo), 1071 nucleotides. NCBI's taxonomy places the organism in Eukaryota, Metazoa, Arthropoda, Insecta, Lepidoptera, Papilionidae. The record is from the annotation of a GenBank genome assembly.